AUGGAUAAGUCUUCGGGCACCUCUGAAAUCAAAUGGAGCACGGUAUCUUUACCUCUGGAUCUUAUCGUCGGCAAAUUCCGGUUACCAACACUGGCGCGGCUGAGCCAAGGACAAUAUAUUGAGGGAUUGACCGAACAGGACCUACUCCUAAUCCAUUCGUGUAGGCAGUGGACAACAGUGACUGCACACAGCUUAGAGGAGGGCCACUAUGUGAUUGGACCGAAGAUAGACAUCCCGCUACAAUACCUUGGAAAGUUUAAAUUGCUGGAUCAGGAUCGGGAUGUAAGGGAGCCUGUGCAGUAUUUUAACAGUGUUGAGGAAGUGGCCAAUGUUUUUCCAGAUCGUGUCUUCGUUAUGGAGGCAAUAACAUUCAGCGUAAAGGUGGUCUCUGGUGAAUUCAGUGAAGACAGUGAGGUUUAUAAUUUCACACUGCACGCUGGUGAUGAACUGACACUGAUGGGCCACGCUGAGAUCCUCUGUGCCAAGACUGUGAAAGAAAAAUCCCGCUUCAACACAAUACUGCGGAAACUGGGCAAGACGAGUACGCUCAGCAAACAGGUCAAGGGCAAGAUGCCGUGCCUCAUCUGCAUGAACCACAGGACCAACGAGAGCCUAAGCCUCCCCUUCCAGUGCCGAGGGAAGUUUAGCACUCGCAGCCCCCUUGAGCUACAGAUGCAAGAAGGGGAGCAUACCAUCCGCAGUAUCAUAGAAAAGGUUCGGUUGCCGGUUAAUGUCACCGUACCUUCUCGUCCACCCCGCAACUCCUACGACCUUCACUGCAUCCGUGAAGGGCAUCGCUACAAACUUGUCAGCAUUAUAUCAAAGACCGUAGUCUUGUGCUGCCUCAUUCGCAAGGACGACAUUAUCCCUUUGCACUUCCUGCUGCUCUCGGACAUGCCCAGGUUUGUGCUGCCGGAGGGGCUGAUACGAGGCAACCCUCUGUACGAGAAGUUGGUGCAAGAAAUAACUCUGUUCAGCCAGGAGCAUUUCAAUGCCGAUGAGUACUCAAAGGCAGUCCGAGAGGUUAAGACGGACUUUACUGAUGACUGCACAAGUCCCAGGAGAAUCAGGGUUUGCUUGCAGGGAUAUACCACCAAUUCACUGAAUUAUGCCCGAGAUGAACUAACGCAAUCGUUUCAGAGGCUGUCCGUGUGUGCUUUCAGUGGUGCUAUGUUGCACAGCAACGGGGAGGUUACCUUUCAGAGUUGCAGGGACUCCAUGGGGGAGCAGCAGCUCAUGCCGCACGAAUUACUGACUCCGCCCGAGGUGGUCGAUGUGGACAGAGAGUACGUGAUACCUGAUUGGGCUGAAAAUUACUUCAGGGCUCAGGAGCAGCCUGAGAUUCCUUACGAGGAGCUGUGGACCAAUCAAAGUCCAGACAGUUCAAAGGAUCCCUGCAGCGUGGGGCCAGAGGGUGAGAAUAAAACACAGCAGAGUUCCAUCUCCUUCUACCCUCAUUCUGCUGCGCCCCCAGAUGAGGACCCUGCUCUUUCGGCACAUUUGGCUGUGUUGCAAAUGGGAGAAUCCAGAAUGCCAAGUCCACCCCCUGUACCUCCAAAAUCAGAAGCUGUGAGUAUCAUAGCAAAUGGAUCCAGUGUGAAAGAGGAAUGUCGUCUUCUAAAUGUUCCCCCUAUUCCUCCACGGGGUACUAAAGGUGUUCCUACACCAAGCCCACCGGUUCCUCCUCGAUUUGCAAAGGCCCAGCUCCAGGAAGCCCAUUCACCAAGCCCAAACCUGUCCUAUUACUCAUCUGGCCUUCAUGAGAUUUCUGGAACCCGCAGUGGCAGCUGUUCGCCAUCCCCAGACUCGUAUUCCCUUUACUGUUACCCAUGUACGUGGGGAGACUGCAAGGCUACAGAUUCUUCCAACCAUCCAAUAUCGGGGAAUAUUUCAUCUAACAUCCAGAACGUGCAGACCUCCUGGUCGGAUCCAUGGGCAUAUUCAGACAGUGUUCAAAAUGUGAUCAGUGGGCGAUCUACACCCCAAUUAUCAGGAGAUGCAGUCCUCAAAAGUUACUACAGUUGCCCUCGACUGAAGCCACCAAGCUGUCAGAAACGGUUUGCUCCUUUCGGGGCAUUAAACCCUUUUGCCAAUCCUAGUUACUCAACUAGUCCAUCAGCCACAGAUUGGUUGGAAUCUUCUGAUCAUCACAAGUCUCCAUCCACUACAUCAGACCAUUUUGAUCCUAUGGUUAGCCGUAGCACCUCUCCUGAUCCAGGCUCGGUCAGCAAUUCUGGAGACUUACGGUACAAUCAGGAGUUUAGAAACUGUGUACAGGAUUCAUUGUACAAACAGACCGAGAGCAUAUCUUGUCCAGUCCCACCACCACGGCCUCCAAAAGUCUGUGAUUCAGACAACAUCAUCAUCAGAAAUACAGCUUCCCUCUCUCCUACUAUUGUAAGAGGUGCCGAGGGUGGUGUCACAAGGGUCUAUCUCACACAAGGAGUUAUAGAAGUUCCUCCGGUGGCAUCGAGAAGUAAUACAGAGAUACCUGCUUCCCUCCCUUCUUCUAAUACCCUAAGUGUGCCCAAAUUAAAUGGUAGCGGUUUGUACUGGCACCCACCAUCUGACCUAUCUACUCUUUCUGUGGAGGAAGUCUCCAAAUGCCUACGGUUCAUAGGCCUUUCAGAAGAUGUGUUGACAUUCUUUGUCCGAGAGCGAAUUGAUGGAAACAUUUUUGUUCAGUUGACUGAAGAAAUCCUAUCUGAUGAUUUUAAACUGACAAAACUGCAAGUGAAAAAGAUCAUGCAGUUUAUUAAAGGAUGGAGGCCUAAGAUUUAACCUUAUUCUUUGUUUAGUCACGUGGAUUAAGGUUUAACUCUUAACUCAUCGUACCUUAUGAUAAUCUGAAAGGCACUCUUUGAAAAGCACCUCCAGAUGUUUAAAAUAUCUCAGAACUUGUUCAGCCAUAGAAAAUACCAUUCAUGUAGGCUAGUGUGAAGGAUAGGUGUUAUUAAAAUAUAAUAUCCAUUGUUGCUGUCAUUGCACAUUUUAAAAAUGCUAUCUCUUUUUCCCCGUUAUGGAAAGUGUUAACUGCACAAUAUGUUGAAUUUUGUAGUAAUAAGUAUGAGUUAAAGAGUUAAAUUAUUUUUGAACUCUAAUCAAUGCUGCCUUAUUGGAGUUAGAAUAGUCUUCAGGUUAUUGCAAACAUCAGGUUGUCUGUUUAAUCAAGCUCGGUAUGUUUUCAUGAAUGUUUAAAAUGCUACAACAGUGGAAAGCUGAAAUGCAAUUUCCAUUGCUUUGGCUUUUAAUCAGUUAACUGCUACCUGUGUUCCUGAGAUUGAAUUAGAUUACUGAUGGGUAAACCCUUUCUAACAUUUACUGUACUAAUAAAGCUGUGGAACUCCAUUUGAAAAAUUGUAUUACCCAUAUAAUUUUUACUGCACUUGCAGAUCUCCCCCCCCAUCGCCCACCCCACUGCACCCCCAAAACAAAAAUAGGAAGCCCAAAUGAUCCUAUAGUAAAAUCAUUUUUGUGCAGCAUGUGGUUAUUGUGACAAUUAGAAGGAAAAAUUAAGUACACAUCUGUGAGGAAAUUUACAGUUGCCCUUUUCCAUAGUACACUGCAUAUACCUAUAAUUUAGCACAUUGUUUUAGCCAGUAAUUUGAUCUAAAAAUGUACUGUACUAAUCACUACUGUCUUAAAAACUGUAUAGUCUAUUAUUUGUGGAAGACAGCUCCAAAUUAUACCGUUUAAUGGCUGUGGUUUUUCCAACUAAUUUUUCAGAAAUUUCUGUGUAUGUAUAUUUAUGGACAAGCAACUCUUUCUCAAUGUAGAUGUUCAUGUUGAUAUAAUUUUCUUUUUUAACAAUGAAAGUUGAUAAUACUAUAAUUGUACUGAAAUGCCCAAGUUUAUGCAUAAUUUAAUCUAUACAAAUCAAUACAGAGAAUAGAACACAAAAA
Molecule: messenger RNA, 3902 nt
Organism: Carcharodon carcharias (great white shark)
Lineage: Eukaryota; Metazoa; Chordata; Chondrichthyes; Lamniformes; Lamnidae
Gene: garem2
Product: GRB2 associated, regulator of MAPK1-like
Exons: 6
Coding region: 1-2781 (926 amino acids)
Source: RefSeq, a predicted model, not a curated record